Molecule: messenger RNA, 1156 nt
Organism: Macroventuria anomochaeta
Lineage: Eukaryota; Fungi; Ascomycota; Dothideomycetes; Pleosporales; Didymellaceae
Exons: 1
Coding region: 301-978 (225 amino acids)
Source: RefSeq, a predicted model, not a curated record
CAACACCACGCCAACAUCCUGAGAUAUUUCAACUUGCAACUCGCGCGAUGUUUAGUCUUUCGAUCAUCUGCUCAACCUCAUCAUCAACUGUUUUCCACUACAGGUAACGUGCAGCAAUGGAUUUUGGACGUCUACAUAUAGCUACCCAGGAAUACGCUAAACACGGUCUAUGGUCUUUCGCCGCCAACAUGUCGAUCAGCCUGAGCCUGCGAUCUUCUUCAGACUGUGCUGGACCAGUGCGAGAUGGUUCGAUAUGUUUGCACAGCCCACUGGGAUCGGAUUUGUGCUUGCCAUUUGAAUAUGAGCAAGCGCUCCGCUAUCAGUCAGCGCGGUGCCCUACUUCUCUAUGCUAAUGAUGUUAAGACGAAAGAUCGAUACACAGGACGACGCCUCUCGUACCUAUCCAUCUGCCUUCGCCUCACAACUAUAAGCCUUCCAAUGACACAUGCACCUCCGAAUGACAGAGAGCUUGCCAAACUCAACAAAUGGAUCGACCGCCAUGUCAACUUCGACUACUUACAGCACAGGCAUCGCAUUGGAGACCUUCUCCACACCCAGAUGAUAGCACGCUCCGUCGUCGAAUUUCUCUUUCUCUGUCGUAAGGGUGAGCGAUUAACAUGUAGGGAAGGAUCACUGACUACCUCCCCAGGUGUACUGUCAAUCUAUGCUCAGACAAAGGCGCUACAUGGGCUUGCUGAACCAGGUUUGUCACUGAAUACGGACUCGCUCAACAUCACUCGUGGAACCAUCGACAAAAGGAUUUUCGUGGGCAUAACCACAAACAAUGGCAGGCAAGUUGUCCUGCGAGGUGGUUGCGCAGAAACCUGCGCCGAAGCUACGGUGCUCUUCAUUGAAGCGCUCCUCGAUACCAGUACGAGGUACCAGACCGAACUGUUGAAACAGGUGGAAGAGAACGGCGAGCUGGGGGGCAAAGACCGUCAUGCAGAAGGCGGUGGCAGUAGCAUUUUUGAGGCUUGAUAGUAAGGCUUUCCUUCAUGAUUGCGUUUGUCACUGUCAAACCAUUUCAUAUUCAAGUCCUUCAUGGCGACGUCAAGUCUCUGGGCUCCAGACGACGGAUACUGGUUUCACCUUAUGUUGCUCAUUUCACCAAAAACCUCUCUAAUAUUAUUGCAGUCAGCGUGCAGACCAAUCUAAG